GAUUUCGGAAAACAUCCCUCCCGGACUCUAAGAUGGCGUUUGUGCUGCACACAGACGACGCAAAAUAUUCUGCUUCUUCUUUUUCUCACUCAUAUUGCUGCUGGUCAGAUACGUUAUUCCAUCCCAGAGGAGAUGAAGAAGGGAUCUCUCAUUGGUAAUGUCGCAGUGGACCUCGGGAUAGAUCUGCAGAGGCUCCGUUCUGGUCGGGCCCGUAUAGUGAGCGGAGAAAACAUCCAGUACACCGAGCUGAAGGCAGACAAAGGGACUCUCGUUGUGAAUCAGAGAAUAGAUCGAGAGCAGCUUUGCGGAGAAGUAACGCCGUGUAGCUUCAGUUUUGAUCUGAUUUUAGAAAACCCUAUGGAACUACACCACAUCACGGUCGAGGUAUUGGACAUAAAUGAUAAUUCGCCUUCUUUUCAUCAGCACGACAUGAAAUUGACGAUUGGAGAAUCAGCUGCUCCGGGAGCACGGUUUGUUUUACCAACAGCCAAUGAUCCCGAUGUGGGAGUCAACGGGCUCCAAGACUAUAAUUUAUCUCCGAAUGAAAAUUUUAUACUGAAAAAGCAUUCAAAUGCAGACGGAAGAAAAUAUGCAGAGAUGGUACUUGAGAAACCGUUGGAUCGAGAACAAUAUCCAAGUUUAUCUCUGAAGCUGAUAGCGGUGGACGGGGGAACGCCUCAGAAAUCUGGUACAGUAAAUAUAGAUAUCACCGUCCUAGAUGCUAAUGAUAAUUCCCCUGUUUUCAAUCAAUCAGUCUAUAAGUCUACAGUGAUGGAAAAUGCUGCCAGAGGAACCUACAUCAUCACUGUGAACGCAACUGAUGCAGACAGCGGAUCAAAUGGUUUGGUUUAUUAUUCUGUUUCCAAAAUGCAAGGCGGCAUUGAAAGUAUAUUCGAAAUUAACAAAACAACAGGAGUGAUAGUCCUUUUAGGGCAGGUUGACUAUGAAAAAUCUAAGAAAUAUGAAAUACGCAUUGAGGCGACAGACCAAGGAGCUUUAACAGAUUCGAGCAAAGUCAUAGUAGAAGUGAUAGACGUAAAUGAUAAUGCACCUGUCCUUAAUAUGAUGUCCUUCACUAGUCCUGUGUCAGAGGAUUCUCCUCCUGGUACUACUAUUGGCAUCAUAAACGUAAAAGAUCUCGAUUCAGGUGAUAACGGACACGUAGCUUGUGCAAUAGAAGAAAGCUCACAUUUUAAGAUCAAAUCCAAUUUAAGAAAUUACUAUACAUUAGUAACUGAUUCUGUAUUAAAUCGUGAACGUGUCUCAGAAUAUAACAUCACUGUUGUUGCGACUGAUUCAGGAAGGCCUCCCCUCUCAACCAAAAGAACAUUUUAUUUAAAGGUCUCUGAUGUGAACGACAACCCUCCAGCGUUUCCUAAAGAUGUUUACAGUGCGUUUGUUGUUGAGAAUAACUCGCCAGGAGUUUCUCUUCUUACUCUAACAGCGCAGGAUCCCGAUGAAAACCAGAAUGCUCGAAUAUCCUACAUUCUGGAUGUUAAUGACAUAGGCGGAUCUCCAAUUUCUGAAUAUGUGUCUGUAAAUGCUGAAAGUGGAGUCGUACACGCGGUGCGCUCAUUAGAUUAUGAACAAAUCAAACAUUGGAAGGACAGUAAAAGGCACAUGGUCAUGUACAGCACCAUGGACAGCGUCUCUGUUUGUAUGACUUGA
Messenger RNA from Stegastes partitus (bicolor damselfish), 1668 nucleotides. Its product is annotated as protocadherin gamma-A11-like. Gene Ontology annotation, cellular component: plasma membrane. Lineage: Eukaryota; Metazoa; Chordata; Actinopteri; Pomacentridae. Gene Ontology annotation, biological process: homophilic cell-cell adhesion. The transcript is spliced from 2 exons. The coding region runs from base 133 to 1668 and encodes 511 amino acids. Gene Ontology annotation, molecular function: calcium ion binding. The record is from RefSeq and is a predicted model, not a curated record.